Molecule: messenger RNA, 1250 nt
Organism: Phoenix dactylifera (date palm)
Lineage: Eukaryota; Viridiplantae; Streptophyta; Magnoliopsida; Arecales; Arecaceae
Source: RefSeq, a predicted model, not a curated record
AUGCGGUGUUCUGAAAACUAUGUAUCGAUUUAUCUGAAGCUCAAAGGUUUAGCUACAAUGCAAAUGCUCUUACUGAACUUGUCCGAUCUUGCUGCCAAAAUUGAUGUGAAAUCUCUAUUUAGACUUCUGGUGCUUAUACCUGUAGCGAGAUUUCCUUUCUGGUUCAGCUCGUUAACACAUUUUGCUCCUUUUGUUAUAGGUGUCUACCCCGUAAGGCCACAGAUCCCUGCAAUUGGAGGAUAUGAGGGGGUUGGGGAAGUUCAUGCAUUGGGAUCUGCAGUGAAUAGUCUCUCGGUGGGCGACUGGGUCAUACCAUCUCCUCCAUCUUUUGGAACAUGGCAAACAUACAUUGUAAAAGAAGAAAGUGUCUGGCAUAAAAUUAAUAAAAAUGUUCCUAUGGAGUAUGCUGCUACAAUUACUGUAAAUCCUUUGACUGCGUUGCGCAUGCUGGAAGACUUUGUCAAGCUGAACUCUGGUGAAAGUAUUGUGCAAAAUGGUGCUACUAGCAUUGUGGGUCAGUGCAUUAUUCAGCUUGCAAGAAUCCAGGGCAUCUGCAGUAUAAAUAUUAUUAGAGACAGGGCUGGCUCAGAAGAAGUUAAAGAAAAACUUAAGAGACUUGGUGCAGACGAGGUGUAUACUGAAAGCCAAUUGGAAGUGAAGAAUGUCAAGAGUCUCCUGGGAGAUCUGCCAGAACCCCUCCUAGGAUUCAACUGUGUUGGAGGAAAUGCUGCUUCUUUGGUCCUCAAGUUCUUGAGGCAGGGAGGUACUAUGGUAACUUAUGGUGGCAUGUCGAAGAAACCUAUCACUGUACCCACUUCAUCAUUUAUUUUCAAGGAUCUCUCUUUGCGGGGGUUCUGGCUGCAGAAGUGGAUGAGUUCAGAUAAAGCAAAAGAUUGUAGAGCAAUGAUAGACUACGUUUUGAGCUUGGUGCAAAGUGGAAAGUUAAAAUAUGAGAUGGAAUUGGUCCCAUUCGAUCAUUUCAAUGUGGCAUUGGACAAGGCACUUGGGAAAUUAGUCAGCCAUCCCAAACAAGUUAUCAAAUUCUAAGCUUUGGGAGCUCUUCUCAUGUGUAAAUGUCGACGAAAUUUUUCAAACAAUCAAUAAAAUUUGGGUUUCUUGUAAGGACAUGGUUGCUUCCUUCUUUAGUUAUUUUGAGAAGUGUCUUGUCAUGUUAAUCCACAUCAUGAUAGCACAAAUAAUAAAGUUAUUUUGAGAAGUGCCUUGCUUCCUUUCUUUUCAUGCAAGGACAA